Xyrauchen texanus (razorback sucker) is the source of this 1784-nucleotide messenger RNA. RefSeq names its product integral membrane protein 2Ba (gene itm2ba). Bases 120 to 914 code for a protein of 264 amino acids. Gene Ontology annotation, molecular function: amyloid-beta binding. The record is from RefSeq and is a predicted model, not a curated record. Gene Ontology annotation, biological process: negative regulation of amyloid precursor protein biosynthetic process. The transcript has 6 exons. Gene Ontology annotation, cellular component: Golgi apparatus; extracellular exosome; plasma membrane. Lineage: Eukaryota; Metazoa; Chordata; Actinopteri; Cypriniformes; Catostomidae.
GUUAAAUGCGCCACAGCAAGUUGUGAGGCAGAACUGUGUCAGGAUAGGUCGUCGGUUCUAUCGAGCUUUCUCUUAGAAACAAAACUGAACAAAAACCCCCCAAAUUUCUGUGACCCAACAUGGUAAAACUCGCGUUCAAUUCAGCUCUCGGGCAGAAGGAUGUGAAAAAGGAGAAAGAUGAAGCUUUGAUCCCUCAGGAUGUGGAUGUGGAGGAUGGUCUGCGUGUCAGGCAGCAGUCCAGGGCCUGGUGCUGGUGCAUGUGUUUGGGUGUGGCCCUUAUUCUGUCCGGCGUGGUGGUGGGUGGAGCUUACCUGUACAGGUAUUUCUUCGUAGAGGAUUGUCUCUUGGAGGAGAAGAUAUAUUUCUGUGGUGUGAACUACCGUGAGGAGAAUUACAUGAUGCAGGAUAGCCAUGAGGAAAGUGAGAUGGAUUUGCCGUCCGUGUUAAAGAGGAUUGAAGAGAGAGUGAGGGUUCUGGAGGACGAUGGAGUGGAGCUUAUUAACAUCCCAGUGCCCAAGUUCAGCGACAGCGACCCUGCCGACAUCGUUCAUGACUUCAACAGGAGACUAACAGCCUAUCUGGAUCUGCGUCUGAACAAAUGCUACGUCAUUCCGCUCAACACCUCUGUCGUGAUGCCGCCCAAAGACUUCUUGGAGCUGCUCGUCAACAUCAAGGCUGGAACAUACCUGCCACAGUCCUACCUGGUCCGUGAAAAGAUGAUCGUGACAGGAAAGGUGGAGCAUGUGGAUCAGCUGGGUUACUUCAUCAACGGCCUCUGCAAAGGGAGGGACACCUACAAACUGGAGCGCAGAGAGACUGUUUUUGGUAUCCAGAAGCGUGAGGCUCUCAACUGCCUCAAGAUCCGCCACUUUGAGAACAAUUUUGUGACGGAGACGCUGAUCUGUGAGCCAUAGGGUGCAGAUGUCAGCUGGGUAGCAAGAUAAACCACUUUGGACAAAUUCCACUCUGACUCUUCCUAUCCUUCCAUUAAACCUUUUUCUGUUUCCCCUGUAUGCGCGUGUGCACGUGUGCGUGAUUUGUGUUUCUCUGUAUAGCAGCAAUCAAUAUUACAGAGAGAGUGCGCGACUGAACGCCUAGAGCAAUAUUAUGCAUAGAAUCAUUUAUGUGUAGGCAAAGGUUUUGACAUGUUUGUCUCUCCUAGUAAUGUAUUUUUCUGUGUUUGGGUUUCUAAGCGGGGAGUUUGAAGUCUCCAACAGGGUGUGUGGGUUAAUGUAAAAUAAACUAGUAACAGAUUGACCGUGGAAGGACUGACAAAUGAUAAAUGUAAGAGGAAAUCUAUAAAAAGAUGCAUGACAUGAAUGGUGCACUUUUAAAAAUGUGAACUACUGUCACCAACUCUAGAUUAUAUACUAGAAGAUAUUGACUUAUUCAUAACAUGGUAAGAAUAAUCGUAGAAUUGAUUUUUGUACUAGUUGCAAUUUAGUUGUUUUAAAAUGACAGAUUUGGCUCUGCUGUAAGAGAAAAUACUACUAAAACAUGUCCUAUAUUAAAGAAAUGUAAUUUAGGAUAAAAAAUUUAAAGUAUGUGACACAUCAGUUUUUGAUUAAAAAAAAAACACAUAUCCAAAAUAAAUCAAAUGUCAAAAUGCAGAUUAAAAAAAUGUGUAACUUUUGCAUCAUUUGGGGAAAAAGUUGGAUGGAUGAAUUCUGUAAAUUUACUUAAAUGUCAGUCUUUGAACUACAGUUGGAAUGAUUUAUACUUUGUACAUAACCCAAAAGGUUUUAAUGUUAACCUAUUAAUACUAAUAAAAAUUUGACCACUUA